Molecule: messenger RNA, 354 nt
Organism: Mollisia scopiformis
Lineage: Eukaryota; Fungi; Ascomycota; Leotiomycetes; Helotiales; Mollisiaceae
Exons: 1
Coding region: 35-283 (82 amino acids)
Source: RefSeq, a predicted model, not a curated record
CGCUUUUCUCCAGGUAUCUUUGUGUCGAGCCGUCAUGUAUUUCACCUCCUAUCUCCAAAUCCUGGCCUUGAGCUUCUCGGCAAUCACUAUUGCAAUACCAAUUGCCCCUCGAGUUGCUCCAAACAUUGAACUCGAGGUUGCGGACCCAAUUCUCGAUAUCGAAGCUCGAGCUGCCCCAGACAUCACUUUCGAAGUUGCCGAUCCGAUCGUCGAUAUCGAGGCACGAGCCGCUCCAGAUAUUACACUCGAAGUCGCUGAUCCAGUUGUCGACAUCGAGGGCUGAGCUCGUGCAGAUGUCGGAGUUGGAGUUGCAUUUUACAUCCAACAGGCAGGAAACAUAGGAAAUGUAUUCAG